CACACAGAGUUAAUACUUAACUGCUGCUGUUUGUAUAAAAUGCACUGGGAGCCAUUCAAGGCUCCACUGCGCCUCACAUCUGGCUGGGUUUUUCUCUUUACGUGUUUAUCCUGGUUUCUUCCUCUCUUCCUUGACUUUCGAGAAACCGCAUUUCCGCUUCUGGCCAAAGAAAUCGUGGAGCCGUGAAGAUAAAGGUGCUGGAAGGGGACUGGCUGUUACUUGCACUGCCCCCCCCCCCUCCCCUUUUGCUUUUUGUCUUCCCUCUGGACUUUUUCCCCCCUUGCUGAGUUUCCUUCAAACAAGCCUGUGAUUUCCCUCGGACCUGGCUGGGGAGGAGGUUACAGCCCCCAGGAGAUGCUCUAAAAGAUCGAGCCUCUGCUGAGGCAACAAGACAGUUGCUGGUGGAAAGUCAGACAAGAUAGAAAACAAAAUCUUGAACCAGGGAAGUUCACAGCAAGUACCUGGUGUGUCUCUCUGUUGCUUGGGUUGAUGGUAGCUGUGGCUCCAGGGACCAGCUGGGCCAUGUGCUGGGCCUAUACCAAAGGGAGCCAGGAAAAAUGAUUGGCUCCCGCAAAUUGGGAUUCAUUUCUGGAUCCUUCCUGCUGCUGACACUCCUCUGGUGUGACACAGCAUUGGGCAGGGCAUCACAAAAGCAGCAACCUCAGAAGGACCAGGAGGAGACUCAGGAAGAGGUUAAGGUGGAGGCCCUACCAUCACCAUUGCCGGAUCACACUGAAAAGGUUGAAGAUCAUCAUGAAAAGAACAACCCCAGCCUGGAAGAGCAGCCCUCUCACUCGAAAUGUUUACACUGUUGUGACUCUGGCAACCCCAUGUACCAGCCAAUGCCAAUGCCAAUGCCAAUGCCUCAGAUCAAUAUCACUAUCUUAAAAGGUGAAAAAGGUGACAGAGGAGAGCGAGGCCUCCAAGGGAAAUAUGGCAAAACAGGAUCAAUAGGUGCCAGGGGCCAUGUAGGACCAAAGGGACAGAAGGGCACAAUGGGGGCUCCUGGGGAUCGAUGUAAGAACCACUACGCCGCCUUCUCAGUGGGACGGAAGAAGCCCUUGCACAGCAACGAUUACUACCAGACGCUGAUUUUUGACAUGGAAUUUGUUAACCUCUACAGUCACUUCAACAUGUUCACAGGGAAAUUCUACUGCUACGUGCCGGGCAUCUACUUCUUCAGCCUCAAUGUGCACACUUGGAAUCAGAAGGAGACUUAUCUCCACAUCAUGAAGAAUGAUGCUGAGGUGGUGAUACUUUAUGCCCAGGUGAGCGACCGAAGCAUCAUGCAGAGCCAGAGCCUGAUGUUGGAGCUUCAGGAGCAGGAUGAGGUGUGGGUACGGCUCUUCAAGGGGGAGCGGGAGAAUGCCAUCUUCAGUGAUGAGUUUGAUACCUACAUCACCUUUAAUGGGUACCUGAUCAAACACAACGCCGAGCCGUAAGCCAGCUCCUCAGCCUCUUUCCCAGUGCCAUGGCCAGCACCUUCUCUCCUUGAUAUCCAAGCACCAGGCUGAAUCCCUCCUGAAAUGCCGUUCUUCUCCUGGACUACUGUUUCCACUCCAUCUACAUUCCACAGGAUUCUUACUAAAUGAAAAAUGCUAUCUGUUCCUAAAUUUUGCAAUGCCCUUUUGUGCAACUGUAGAAAACAUAUGAAAUUAUCAGGGAGGGGAACAUAUGAGAAUCAAGGACUGGGGAUGUCCUGCCUCCAACAGGAUACAAAUCCCUUAACAGCUUAGUAAUAUAACUGAGUUUCUCAGAAGAAAUAAUUUCCACUCCUGUUACUGGAACUAAUUAGCAAACAUUAAAAGGGUUACUAAAUA
Molecule: messenger RNA, 1820 nt
Organism: Vombatus ursinus (common wombat)
Lineage: Eukaryota; Metazoa; Chordata; Mammalia; Diprotodontia; Vombatidae
Gene: C1QTNF1
Product: C1q and TNF related 1
Exons: 5
Coding region: 558-1442 (294 amino acids)
Molecular function (GO): protein binding
Source: RefSeq, a predicted model, not a curated record